This is a messenger RNA of Fonsecaea pedrosoi CBS 271.37, 1845 nucleotides long. RefSeq lists its product as uncharacterized. The record is from RefSeq and is a predicted model, not a curated record. Lineage: Eukaryota; Fungi; Ascomycota; Eurotiomycetes; Chaetothyriales; Herpotrichiellaceae. Bases 1 to 1845 code for a protein of 614 amino acids. The transcript is spliced from 5 exons. Gene Ontology annotation, molecular function: nucleobase transmembrane transporter activity. Gene Ontology annotation, biological process: transmembrane transport; nucleobase transport. Gene Ontology annotation, cellular component: plasma membrane.
AUGGACUCUCCCGUCUUAGACAAACCUCAGAUCACCGGCAUCAACGCCUUUCGUCCCAAGAACCUGCUUGCCUCGUUCCGCAUCAAGAAGGCCAACUUCAAGCGUGGGAUUCAGAGCAAGGAGAACUUCAAACAGUACUUGCGGACUCCAGGUUCGAGUGCGGAUCCUACAGGCUCAUAUUCCUGGAUCAAUGAUGAUCUCCUCCCAACUCCCCCUGAAGCUCGAACGUGGGCUUGGUGGAACUACUUCUUCUUCUACUUCUCCCUGUCCAUGGACAACUGGACGCUGGGGUCGGUCAUGAUCGGCUGCGGUCUGAACUGGUGGCAGUCUAUCCUGAUCGUCUUCUUCAGCCAGGUGGUGAGUUCGGUCGCCAUGGCCAUCAACUCGCGGUCUGGGGAGGUUUACCAUGUCGGGUAUCCCAUCAUAUCCCGCGCGGUCUUUGGUACAUGGGGAGCGUACUACGUGGUCUUUGCGCGUGCCGUGUUGGCCAUCGUUUACUACGCCAUCAAGCUGUACAUUGGAUCUUCGUUUGUGGUGAACAUGCUGACGGCUGUAUUUGGCGACUCAUACCGCAACCUGCACAACUCGAUUCCCGAAUCCGUGGGCAUGUCGACAGCCCAAUUUAUCGCCUUCUUCUUGUACUGGCUCGUCCACAUCCCCUUCACCCUUCUCAGACCUUACCAGUUACGCUGGGUCUUCACGCUCAAGAUGUGCACAGUGGUGCCGGCUUGCUUUGGCUUGUUCAUCUUCUGCAUGGCCAACACCAAGGGUAACAUUGGCGGCGGAAUUCCUGGGGCUCCAGCUUCGACGUCGACCAGUUUUGCUUGGUUUGUGGUCUAUGCAUUCAACAGUGGUCUAGGCAAUACUGCCAACAUCAUUACAAACCAACCCGAUUUUAGUCGCUGGGCCAGAUACAAAUACGCCUCGAUCUGGCCGCAGCUGCUCGCCAACCCGAUCAGUGUGACCCUUUCGGCGUCAUUGGGUAUCCUGGCUACGUCGGCCAUCAACCACUCGUGGGGUCUUGAGCUAUGGAAUCCGUGGGAUCUCCUCGAAGCCAUUAUGCAGCGAUAUGACACCUCGGCCGUGCGGUUUGCCGUGUUUGUGUGUGCGACCUUCUGGGCCCUGUUGAUUCUGGGCACGAACAUCGCGGCGAACAUGAUUCCAUUUGGCUCGGACAGCACAAUGCUUCUGCCACGGUACAUCAACAUGACCCGAGGGCAGUUCUUGGGGCUCUGCUUGGCCUGGGCGGUCAAUCCAUGGCAGAUUCUUCGAUCUGCGACGGUCUUCCUCAACUUCCUGGGCGGCUACAUCAUCUUCAUGGCCUCGGCCGUGGGCAUCAUGGUCGCCGAGUACUUCCUGUUGACCAAGGGCAACAUCUUCCUGCAACAUCUGUACGACGGCAAGCGCACCAACCCGCACUACUACUACCACCGCGGCUGGAACGUGCAGGCCUACAUCGCCUACAUUGUCGGCGUGGUGAUCCCGUUUCCGGGCUUCUGCGGCUCCCUGGGCGCCAACGUCUCCGAGACGGCCAUGAACAUUGGCCAUCUGGGCUGGUGUCUGUCGUUUGUCGUCUCCAUCGCCGUCUACGUGCCCCUGUGCUACAUCUGGCCGACCAAGAACCAGAAGAUGAUCAAGAGCAUGGGGCUCAAGUUUGAAGAGACGGCCGCCGAGGAGUUCAACCCGGCCGAUCUCCCGAAUUACAAUUUGGCCGUCAUUCACGGCCGCGAGGUCUUGACCUCGACCGCCGGACCUGCAAACAGUGAGGAGGCGGAAAUUGAGUCGACGACGGAGAAAGAUGUCGGUCGCGAGACCGUGGUGGUGUCGGCGUCGAAGAUGGAGUGA